Messenger RNA from Gryllus bimaculatus (two-spotted cricket), 798 nucleotides. NCBI's taxonomy places the organism in Eukaryota, Metazoa, Arthropoda, Insecta, Orthoptera, Gryllidae. The record is from the annotation of a GenBank genome assembly.
AUGAGCGAGACCGAGGAAGAAAGCUUCACAGAGCUCCCCCGCGGAGGCGGCAACGGGGGCAACGGGGGCGGCGGCGGCGGCGGCGGCGGCGGCAGAGGUGGCGCGAGAGGCAACAGAGCCGGCGGCGGCGGUGGCGGCGGCGGAGGCGGCGGCUGCGACUUCUGUUGCGACGGCGACCUCUACCGUGCAUCAUCGUGUCAGGGCUUCUCGUCGUUCGAGCCGUGCGCGCCCUUCAACGCGUGCCCGGCUGCGCGCGGUGUGUGCCCGCGGCGUCGCCGCUCGUCGUGCGCCCCGUCGCCGUGCUGUUCGCCGUCGCCGCCAUGCGCCGCCAUGCCGCGCUGCUACUCGCCGCCCUUGGCCUGCUGCCCCGGCGGCCGGCAGCUGAUGCUGGGCAAGCGCCUGCUGCGCGCCGCCGCCUGCGGCCAGACCAAGUGCGUACGGCGACUGCUGUGCGAGGGCGCUGAGGUCAACUUCGUGGGCGUCGGCGGCACAACGCCCCUGCACAGAGCUUCUGCGGAGUCUCACCCAUGCGUGGUAACGCUGCUGCUGAACAGUGGUGCCAACCCCAACGAGCGAACAUGCUCUGGCCUUACCGCUCUGCACCUCGCCGCGGGCAACGACUUCUGUGGCCGGUGCGUCUUUCUGCGCUCUAGGGCCUCCCCGCCUGCCGUCUGCACCUAUGCAAUGCUGAAAUCAACAACUUGGCCUUCACUUAUGUAUGAUUGCCCGAUCUGUGAAGGAACUGUUAAACAUACUAGCAGCUCAAAACAUUUUUUCAGAAAAUCAAUAAAUUCCUAG